AUGAGAGAUAAUAAUAUAACCAAUGAAAAUUAGGUUAAUUUAUCUGAUUAUAGCUCUUAUGGUACUAAUUAUGAGAAGUCUAUAAUGUAGUAUUAAUUUAAAAUACUUUAGAUGUAAUAGUAGAACUAAAUUUUAGGAGACUAAUCACAGUCGCUAAUGCAGUUUCCCUCAUAAAUAAUUAAUAAUCUGGAAAUAAUUUAGCAUAAUAGUAUCUAAAAUGAUUAUAAAAGUGAUGUUUGUAAUUUAUAGAGUGACGAGUAAAAAAAUGUUGGAACAGAUCACUCUUUUUCGAAUAAUUAGUAGGACUUAUUAUUUAAGUAAAGUGAGUAAAGCUAAAAGUGUCAUGAUACAAAUUAUGAUAUAUUUAAAGAUGUUUCUAAAACAAAUGGAUAGGAUUCUUACUAAACAAAGCAAAAUUUAAUGCAACCAAAUUUGAAAGAAAUAUAGUGCAGCUUACCUUCUCAAAAUUUUAAAAACACUAUUAAGAAUAAAAAUGCUUAAAAUAGAACUUUUAAUUCUGGAAGUUCUUUUGAUAUAAAGGAAUAAAAUAAGGCAAAUUCAAAAUGUAUGGAGAAAAAAGUGGCUUUAAAUACUUGCAUUGGUGUCAAAUAUGAAAAGGAUAGCAUUUCAAAGUUCUUUGUUUUUUAGACCUUAGAAUUUGAGAGAAGUUUAAAUUAGACUAAUAAAUGA
Tetrahymena thermophila SB210 is the source of this 690-nucleotide messenger RNA. RefSeq lists its product as hypothetical. Lineage: Eukaryota; Ciliophora; Oligohymenophorea; Hymenostomatida; Tetrahymenidae. The record is from RefSeq and is a predicted model, not a curated record. The transcript has 3 exons.